This is a messenger RNA of Oncorhynchus tshawytscha (Chinook salmon), 2471 nucleotides long. It is a transcript of the gene slc16a10, whose product is annotated as solute carrier family 16 member 10. The transcript has 6 exons. NCBI's taxonomy places the organism in Eukaryota, Metazoa, Chordata, Actinopteri, Salmoniformes, Salmonidae. Bases 256 to 1788 code for a protein of 510 amino acids. Gene Ontology annotation, molecular function: monocarboxylic acid transmembrane transporter activity. The record is from RefSeq and is a predicted model, not a curated record. Gene Ontology annotation, biological process: transmembrane transport.
ACAGUGCGAGCUGGUGGUAGACAUUUUCAAUACGGCUUCUGCUUCUGAAUGGAUGCAUCUUCCAGAUAACAAUUCGCUGAAAGGAGAUGCGAAGUAUUCCUAUUUGUAGAUAGACACGAUUUGGGACAUACCAUUAUCUGAUUCUCUUCAGUUGAGUUUGGCUGCAGCUUGAGGGCGCACCAUUUAGACUAGUUACCGGUAUAUUGCUGUCAUCAUAUUUGACAGUGUUAAAAAUCUGCACAGUCGCUCCAAGAAAUGACAGCAGGUACCAACAUGACAGACAUUGAAUCUGAUGCAAGUAAAGAAACGGUCGCUGCAGAGGAGACACCAAUGAAAGCAGAGGAAAAGCGCUCGGACGAUGCUGAGGAAAAGAACGAGAACGGGGAUAGUAAAGGAACCAUCCAAGAGCAGGUUCCCGUGGCUGUGGAGGAGCCCGAGUUCGUGCAUCCAGAAGGAGGAUGGGGUUGGGUGGUUAUGCUGGCUGCAAUGUGGUGCAAUGGAGCGGUGUUCGGGAUCCAGAACGCUUUUGGCAUCCUGUUCAUGUCCCUCCUGAAAGAAUUCGGCUCACCAACAGAUGACGACCUCAGGUUUAAAACCGCUUGGGUGGGCUCUCUCUCCAUGGGGAUGAUCUUCUUCUGUUCUCCCAUCGUCAGCGUCUUCACAGACUUGCUGGGCUGCAGGGUGACAGCUGUGGGCGGCGCCGCCGUGGGCCUGGUGGGACUGCUGGCCAGCUCCUUCGUCACGUCCCUGGGUCCCAUGUACUUCACCUACGGCAUCGUGUUCGCCACCGGCUGCUCCUUCGCCUACCAGCCCAGCCUGGUGAUCCUGGGACAUUACUUCAAGAAGCGCCUGGGCCUGGUCAACGGCAUCGUGACGGCCGGCAGCUCUGCCUUCACCGUCACCCUGCCCUUCCUCCUGUCCGGCCUGCUGGAGAAGGUGGGCCUGCAGAACACCAUGAGGCUCCUCAGCAUCCUCAUGUUCAUCCUCAUGCUGGCUGGGUUAACCUACACUCCCCUGCUGCCCAAGCCUGUCAGCAGCAACAAGCCAGGCAGCCGCUGCCCGCCCAUGAGCAAGGUGUUCAACGUCAACAUCUGGAAGUCUCUGGGCUACCGGAUCUGGGCCUUCGGCAUCCCGGCAGCUCUCUACGGAUACUUUGUGCCUUACGUUCACCUGAUGAAGCAUGUUGAGGAGCGCUUCGGAGAAGACGCCAACAAGGAGGUUCUGCUCAUGUGCAUCGGCGUCACGUCCGGCGUGGGCCGCCUCAUCUUCGGCCGGGUGGCUGACUACGUACAGGGAGUUAACAAAGUCUACCUGCAGGUGUCUUCGUUUAUCGUCAUCGGCGUGAUGUCCAUGAUGAUCCCUCUGUGUCAUGUGUUCGGGGGGCUGAUCGCGGUGUGUCUGCUCAUGGGCCUGUUCGACGGCUGUUUCAUCUGCAUCAUGGCCCCCAUCGCCUUCGAGCUGGUGGGCUCUCAGAACGUGUCCCAGGCCAUCGGCUUCCUGCUGGGCAUGAUGUCUGUGCCCAUGACCGUGGGGCCUCCUAUUGCAGGGUUCCUGAGGGACAGGCUGGGGAGUUAUGACGUGGCCUUCUAUUUGGCUGGUAUCCCGCCUAUCGUCGGUGGGGCCGUGCUGUGUCUGAUCCCCUGGGUGGAGGCUAGACGUAUCAGGAGAGAGCAGGAGGAGGCAGCCAAAGAUGGCACCCAGGAGCAGAUGCUGGAGUUCAAGAGGAACAGUGGGGGUCAGGGAGAUGCACUAGCAGUGAAGACCGCAACCCCCGAAUCUGUCAUCUAAGUCUCCCAAAACACACUCAAAACAAAGAUGCACCUUGACAUAUUCACAUUCAUAUUCACUCACAGGAACUUGGAACUGCUGAUUUAUUGUAUUUUUGUAUGAAACAAGUAUAGAUUAAAUAUGUAUUGACCCGUGUAUGUGUAAACAAUAUUUUAAUGGCUGCUUUUGCAGGAGAAUGUGGGGCAAAUGCUGAAGUAAUACUACAUAUCAGUUAUACACAUAGAUACUCAACAAACACAAUUGAACAUGAAGGUGAUCUUGAAGAGCUAUGCAUCUGAUUGUUUUCCAAUCUUGCAGCUGUUGAAUUAACUUGAAGGUUAAAAUGGAAAAUGAGAAUCUCACUUGUUUUAAUAUUUCUUACAAGGGAACGCACACUUUACUUGGGUGCUCUUUGAAGUCUGCAACUACUUAUUUACAUGAGAAUAAGCAGUGGCCAGCCUCGCUAGAAAAUUCCCUCGUUUUCGAUGUGCAUUUAAAAAAAAUAAUUUUAAGGAUCAUUCUCGUCAUUGCCGAGAAAUGUUCAAUACAAGCUUGAAUAUAGUUUUUAGGCUUUGCAGAAUUUUGAAAAGAAAAACAAACUAGAUUUAUUGGGUUUGUUGAAAAAUAUAUAUUUCCAAUAAACGCUAGGGACAUAUAAUUAACCAUAUAUGGUAAAAGAAACUGUAAUAUAUCUAAGUUUAAAA